GUCGAGUCGUUAAACCCUAUAGAACGUCUACUAUUGUACCUUAAACUUCCCUCGCGGGCCCAGGGACCAGAAAUAGACCCCCUUAGACAACCUCUUAACCCUUUAGGAUCAAGGUCAGAAAUAACUAUAACAAUUAACUGGAUACGAACUCAUCUAGAAGAGGACCCCCAGGUAUCACUGCCCAAGCACGAAGUUUACGACGAAUACCUAGGAUAUUGUGGGUGCAACUCAAUAAAACCUCUCUCAACUGCAGAUUUCGGGAAAGUGAUGAAGCAAGUUUAUCCUCAGGUACGACCACGUCGCCUGGGCACAAGGGGGAACUCUAGAUAUUGUUAUGCUGGGCUCAGAAAACGAAUAAAGCUUGAUGUGCCUGGUACCCCUGAUAUAUCUAGCGAGGGAAGGAGUGGGGAGGGGAGGGAUGUAGACGAAGAGAUUUCGUCAGCUGCCUCUUUUCUUAUCAGAGAAUGGGUUGAGAAGUUACUAAAAGUGAAAGUUGAGAAUAUGACCGAACUCGCCUUACACCUCCUGGACAAGAUGUAUGUAGACAACAGAUCAACUGCUGCCUGUACUCUGCUGUCAAGUGUACUACGACCAGUUGGACAACAACAACCUCAGAUUCAACAGCUGCAGCAGCAGACACUUCAGCCACAGCAGCAUCAACAACAGCAGCAGUUGCAACAGCAGGACAGCAAGCUAAUUCUAACAACACUUAAUCCACAGAAUAAUCUCAGGUUUCUUUUAAAACACAGAAAAGAAUGA
Eurytemora carolleeae is the source of this 759-nucleotide messenger RNA. RefSeq names its product DNA-binding protein RFX7. NCBI's taxonomy places the organism in Eukaryota, Metazoa, Arthropoda, Copepoda, Calanoida, Temoridae. Gene Ontology annotation, molecular function: RNA polymerase II cis-regulatory region sequence-specific DNA binding; DNA-binding transcription factor activity, RNA polymerase II-specific. Gene Ontology annotation, biological process: regulation of transcription by RNA polymerase II. The record is from RefSeq and is a predicted model, not a curated record.